Molecule: messenger RNA, 819 nt
Organism: Halteromyces radiatus
Lineage: Eukaryota; Fungi; Mucoromycota; Mucoromycetes; Mucorales; Cunninghamellaceae
Exons: 5
Coding region: 1-819 (272 amino acids)
Biological process (GO): tRNA wobble position uridine thiolation
Cellular component (GO): cytosol
Molecular function (GO): sulfurtransferase activity; tRNA binding
Source: RefSeq, a predicted model, not a curated record
AUGAUCGUCAACCCAACUGAAAAGAGAAAGAUUGCCAUGGUACCUUCAGCUGUUGUAUGCCAUUUGGAUGAGUCUACUUUAUUUGAACAACAGAAAGGGUCAGCAGAAAAAUUAGAAGCAAUGGUGAAAAGCAAGUAUCCACAAUUAUCCUAUAUUAGUCAGCCUAUGGAAGACAUUUUCAGCAAAGACUUUUACUCUAAUCCUAAUUUUGAUAAGUGUUUUAAGAAUGUGCCAGGUGGCAAUAGUGAACAUGAAUAUAUCGUACAACUCGGACAAGAAUCAACAGAAUCUACUCAAAUUACCAAUGGUGAACGUCUCAAAACACUUUUCAAUAACAUCAACAAAAAUACAGCCAAAGAAGAUCUUUAUUGGAAUAUCAAGUUUGCCAUGCUUUUGACUAUUGCCAAACGGGAACAAUGCGAUUAUAUCUUUAUGGCUGAUUCAUCAACACGACAGGCAAUUAAAAUGAUAUCAAAGAUUAGCAAUGGACGUGGAUAUAGUAUACCAAUGGAUGUCGGUAUGGAAGUGGAUUCAUGCUUUAAGGAUGUAGUGAUCUUAAGACCAAUGAAGGAUAUGCUUGCAAAGGAAAUGGGAAUAUAUAAUAGAUUACAUGGUAUUGAUCAUGAUGUCACAACACCUUUCAACUUUGGAACAUAUAAUGCACCAAAAAGUUCUAUUGAACGAUUGACAGAAGAUUUUAUUGUUGGACUUGAUCGAGAUUUUCCAUCUACAGUUAGUACUAUAUCAAGAACAGCAUCUAAACUUACACCACAUAGUAAUAUCGAUUAUAGUAAAAAAUGUGCUAUUUGUCAAAUGUAA